AGUUGCUUGCUAAAAUCGAUCUGAAUCGGGAGUGAUCAUGGAUGUUGAAGAUCCUAUGCUAGUUGAGACCAAAAAGGUCAAACAAUAUAUUGCAGCUAUUUGUGUAUCCCUUGGCGCAGUAUGUACAGGAUCAGUUUUAGCAUGGACAUCGCCAGUAAUACCACAAUUAGAAGAACAAAACAUUUUAACCGAAGCUCAAAGUGGAAUUGUAGGAUCAAUGGUACCAUUUGGUGCUUUAGUGGCAGCUCUUCCAGCAGGAUACUUAGCUGAAAAAUAUGGACGUACCAAAACCAUUUUAGGAUUAGUAAUUCCAUUUUUAAUCAACUGGGUGUUAAUCUUACUCAACAACGGACCUUUUAUGUUAUACGUCGCUCGUUUCUUCGCUGGAAUAGCAGCCGGAGCAAUGUGUGUUUGCGCUCCGAUGUAUAUUGGUGAAAUUUCCCAAGCUUCAAUAAGAGGAUCUUUAGGAUCAUUUUUCCAAAUGUUUAUUUGUGCCGGAAUUUUAAGCAGUUAUUUACUUGGAGCGUUUCUAAAUUGGUUUUGGAUGUCGUUCGUUUUAGCUUCGUUUCCGUUUAUUUUUGCCGCUUGUUUUUAUUUUAUGCCCGAAACGCCAGUCUAUUUAGUAAAACAAGGGUUAAUGGGAAGAGCCGAAGAAGUUUUGAAAUAUUUCCGAGGCGAGCAAUAUAAAAACGCCGAAAGAGAGUUAUUAGAAAUAAAUUCUUAUAUUAAGGAAUCCCAAGAAAAAACUUCCAAUUUAAGGGAUUUAUUUACUUCGAAGGCGAAUAGAAAAGCCGUUUUAUCCGGGGUUGGAAUUAUGUUCUUUCAACAGUUUAGCGGGAUAAACGCUGUUAUUUUUUACACUGGCGCUAUUUUUGGUAGCGCCUCAGAUGCGAUAUCACCCGAUUUAUCAUCGAUAAUCGUUGGAAUUGUACAACUUAUCAGCGCUUACGUAUCAGUUAUGAUAAUCGAGCGGGCCAAUCGCAAAUUUUAUUUGAAAUUGUCCUCCGUGGGCAUGGCAGUUUGUUUGAUGUCCUUGGGAUUAUACUUUCAUUUGACACAUUCGAAGGUCACAUUCGCGGGACUCGGCAUCUUACCAUUAGCCAGCAUCGUAUUUUACAUUAUCUUUUUUUCCAUGGGUUUCGGACCCGUUCCUUGGAUGAUUAUGAGCGAAUUAUUCGCACCGGAAAUUAAAGCUUUAGCUACCGGUUUAGCUGUAAUGACCAAUUGGUUAUGCGCGUUUGCGGUUACUUUAACUUUUCCCAUUUUAAACGUGCAAUUGGGAGCUCAUGUUACUUUUUAUUUGUUUUGUGCUAUAAUGAAUAUUGGAACAAUUUUUGUACAACUCGUUAUUCCUGAAACGAAGGGAAAAAGUCUUAAGGAGAUACAAGAAAUUUUAAAUAGAUAGAAAGAAAAAAGUAUAAUGAUGUUUUUUUUGUUAUCUUAUAACAUUAUAA
Onthophagus taurus is the source of this 1454-nucleotide messenger RNA. Its product is annotated as facilitated trehalose transporter Tret1. Gene Ontology annotation, cellular component: membrane. Lineage: Eukaryota; Metazoa; Arthropoda; Insecta; Coleoptera; Scarabaeidae. Gene Ontology annotation, molecular function: sugar transmembrane transporter activity. Gene Ontology annotation, biological process: transmembrane transport; carbohydrate transport. The record is from RefSeq and is a predicted model, not a curated record.